Drosophila hydei is the source of this 2490-nucleotide messenger RNA. It is a transcript of the gene Kif3C, whose product is annotated as osmotic avoidance abnormal protein 3. The record is from RefSeq and is a predicted model, not a curated record. Gene Ontology annotation, biological process: microtubule-based movement. Bases 225 to 2417 code for a protein of 730 amino acids. The transcript has 7 exons. Gene Ontology annotation, molecular function: ATP binding; microtubule motor activity; microtubule binding. NCBI's taxonomy places the organism in Eukaryota, Metazoa, Arthropoda, Insecta, Diptera, Drosophilidae.
UGUGUUUGAGAAUUGGUAAGGUCCAUCGAAUGAGGCAAUAGUGUUAAACACGAGGUCGACGGACUAACGAAUAUGCUCUCUUCUCAGUGUGUGUACGGGUAUCAAAUUAUUGGUUCAAGUUCAAAGUAUUGCAAUCAAUAGCCCGUUAGUUUCGACCGGUCACUACACACUGGCAAAACAAAAGUCGAGUCGCACAAUUAAAACGGGAAAAACAACAAAAGGGAAUGGGCGAAAACGUAAAAGUGAUUGUGCGCUGCCGGCCGAUGAAUCAAAAGGAAAUUUGCAGCAAGUCUGAAACAAUUUUAGAGAUUGGAGACUACACUGUCUCCGUGAUAAAUCCCUUGGUUCGCAGUGCACCAAAGAAAGUAUUUCGAUUCGACAGCGUCUAUGAAGGUCUCUCAAAUAACGACACAAUUUACAAUGAUAUGUGCUACUCGUUGGUAGAGAGUACUCUAGAGGGCUACAAUGGAACCAUCUUUGCCUAUGGUCAGACUGGAUGUGGUAAAACACACACAAUGCAGGGUGAAGGAUAUUCUGGAGCUGCUGAGAGCAACGGCAUCAUACAGAGAUGCUUUGACCAUAUAUUUGAAACAAUCUCAAUAGCAACGAGCGUUAGGUAUUUGGCUUUAGUGAGCUAUUUGGAAAUUUAUAACGAGAAUAUACGAGAUCUGUUGAGUGCGAAUGAAUCAAUUGGGAUUAGGAAUCAUGCGCUAAAGGAUGUACCAGGCGUGGGUGUUACGGUUCCAACGCUAACCAGUCAAGCUGUUAUGAAUGCAACUGAUUGUUAUAAUUGGUUGAAUAUCGGCAACAAAAAUCGAAUUACGGCAGCCACAUUAAUGAACGAGAAGAGCUCACGAUCCCAUACAAUAUUCACCAUAAGUCUGGAACAAAUUCAGGAAUCUUCGCCAGCAGGCGAUCCACCAGCGACACCAGUCCUUGGAGGAAUACGACGUGGUAAAUUGAAUCUUGUCGAUUUGGCUGGAUCCGAAAGACAGUGUAAAACUGGAGCAUUUGGCGAACGGUUGAAGGAGGCAACAAAGAUCAAUUUAUCGCUAUCAGCAUUGGGAAAUGUCAUAUCAGCUUUAGUCGAUGGUAAAACAAAGCAUGUUCCCUACAGAGACUCCAAGCUGACGCGUCUACUACAGAACUCCUUGGGAGGCAAUACAAAAACGCUUAUGAUUGCAUGCAUAUCACCAGCUGAUAGCAACUACGAUGAGACGUUGUCCACGCUAAGGUAUGCAUGUCGGGCCAAGAACAUAUCGAAUGCGCCUCGAAUAAAUGAGGAUCCAAAGGAUGCACAAUUGAGAAAAUAUCAAGAGGAAAUCUUUAAUUUGAAGCGAAUGCUUGACGAAAGCCAUCAGCAUGAAAGUGUUAUACUACAUAAAUUUGUUGAAGACAAUAACAAGCAAAAAGAACUGUGGCUGGAAGAAGCUAAAGUCAAGAUGCGCCAGCAGAUGCUCGACGAGAUGAAGGAUGGAAUACCAGUUUCAAAAACUGAACAAUCGGAUAAUACAAUCAGCGAAGACUUUCAAUUGCAUGCACGCAAACGAAUUGAUCUAAUCAAACAGACUUUGAUCGGCGGCGAAAGAGUCGACGAUUUGCAGUUGCGGGAACGCCAUCGAAUGCGUAAAUUGGAGGCCAAAAGGCAUUUGAGUGCCAUUGCCCAUGCUUUGAGCCGUGUGGAGACUGAGGAUCGAGAUCUGCUGCAAGGGCACUAUGCUAACAUUCAGCAGGAGAUCAAUAUGAAAAACGAGCGUAUCAAGAAGUGUACGCAAAAGAUCAAAAUGCUCGAGCGUGAAGUUGCUGAUCUAAAUUCAGAAUUUCAGUUGGAUCGUGAGGAUUACUUAGACGAAAUUCGGCAUCUAGGUCGAAAUUUGAAAUUCUAUCAGCUUCUUUUAUACAAAGCACAACCAGUUCUACGAAAAAAUGGACGAAACUGGAAUCCAGAACAUAUAUUGGAAAACUCUCUUUGGAAUGAUGAUCUUAAGACCUGGAAGUUGCCCAAUGAGAUUGAAAACAAUUUGAAAUUACCACCAGCCAAUCUUAGAUCAGCAUAUCAUAGGAGAAACUUCUUUGAAAGCAAGGACUCGAAUUCCCAAUUGGAAGAAGACCACAAUAGAGUAGAUUAUACAGAAUCUGAAGAUAGUGCACUUAUUAGCGAAGAAUCGCCCGAAACGUAUAAGGUGAACAUACUAAAAAAUUAUUUUCGACCCAAUCGUAAAAAUAAUGACCAAUGGUUACAAAGAACCAAAAGCUCCCAGGCGCAUGUCCAUGACUUCAAACUACGUCGAAACACUCCAUUGCCAAUCAAUGAUCUACAGUCGUCAUAUCUUCAGAAAAAUCGCCAAUUAAGACUAGAUAUUAGCCUAAGGGACAAUCCAAAAAAGAUAUCUGAAGAACUAAAUAAAUCAAGCUGAAAUAAAAAUUUGCACUUUAUACGAGUUAGAUGAUUACACACACAAAAUAUUUUAAAAAAAUUAAGAAAAUAUA